Rubroshorea leprosula is the source of this 789-nucleotide messenger RNA. NCBI's taxonomy places the organism in Eukaryota, Viridiplantae, Streptophyta, Magnoliopsida, Malvales, Dipterocarpaceae. The record is from the annotation of a GenBank genome assembly.
AAAAACAAUCAAAGUUGAAGAGUUUUAAAAUGCACUCAAACACUUCAAUUUGCUUAUAUGUUAGCUAAAUUUGAAGAGUUUUCCCUUAAGUACUCCAUGCAUAGCUUAAUAAAGAGAAAAAGGAAAUUAAGAAAGUGAUUAAAACAAACCAUAGAUGUUUCAUUGUGCUAGAUCGAAGGCUGAUUCAAAGGAAACUGACAGCAAGUUGAAGAGCAACAAUGCAGCGGCUGGAAAACAAACUAAGAAGGCUACAAAGGAUCCAAACGAGCCGAAGAGGCCUGCCGGUGCUUUCUUCGUCUUCAUGAGACUAGUCAUCAACAAUUUGUUUUUGGGCACUCUGUUUUACAUGAUGAAAACAGAGUAAAACAAAGAAGACUUAAGGAAACAGCAUACGAAGAGCGGAUGAUGAACAUGGCGAGAUUAUACACGAACGACCGGUUUGAGAAUAUCAGAGAUUGGGAUUUCAAUUCCGGCAUCAGAUUUCCUCGAAAUCGUCCAUUUACUUUCCGCGGAAGUUGAUCUUCCGGCCAGCUGCGUAAAUGUAACAUGUGUUCAGAAGCCAAGCCAGAUUCACCAAAACUCAUACCAUAGAGACUCCUUCUGCACUCAAAGAAUCUAGUCAUCCCCUUCAUCUGGGUGGUGUGGAAGUUUCGAGAACAGACGGUGAUGAUAAGGAAGAUUAGGAGGAAGAGUUUUGCUGCCGAUAGGAAUUGAAAUUGUUCUAAUUGUUUCAACUCUAUUUUAAUUGUUCUUUGUUUGAGAGUUGGUUGAUUGGAGUUCUACUUUGUG